UAUCAAUCUUUGGAAGACUUACACAACUCAUAACAACGAAACAAACCAACCUUCACCCUCUUGACUGUUCUUCUCAAAAUGCCCUUAGAAAGCCUAGCACCAGAACUGGUGUCUCUUAUCUUACAAAAUGUUGACUCACCUCGCGGCCUCCAUGACCUGAUUGCAGCAUCACCUGCUUGUUUGCGAGUUUUCUCACAAACGCCACAGCUGAUUCUCUCAGCUGUAACUCGGAACACACUGCCUAUUGGGACGAGUAGGCACUAUCUUGUCUGUCUGCAAGCUCCUGUACCUGCGACUAGUGAUGAGGUAUUCCUGUUCCUUGACAAAUACUUCAGUGCCUCUUCGUCAUUCGACUUUCCGACAACCAAAGCAGACCUUGUAUCGCUAUGCCAACUUUACCAUCGCGUAACAUAUCUUAUCACCCGGUUUCUGCAUCAAAUGCAACAACUUGGGUUUGACGAAUCGAUCCUUGCUCCCUCUUCAUCAGAGUCUGUUCGACUUCACAGGGCGUUUCUAAGAUAUGAAAUCUACUGCCGCGUCUUUCCACCCAAUGAGACUGAGCCAUGGGAGGAUCCUUCACCCUUCCAUCAGUUCUCCGCCGCCGAACAAUUUAAUCUCUUCUUGAGUCAACUAACGCCAUGGGAGGUAGAGGAAAUGGCCUGUGUCCAGGUGUACUUUUUCCUUCUCAUAGGCGACUACGUGGGACAACUUGAGGAGCAGCUCAUUGAAGCUGUCAAAAAGACCCCUGGGAUUGUAUGGCCAUCAUCUCCAGAAUUAGAACCAGGAGAAGAAGCCGAGAAAAAGGGAGAGGAUGACCUAGUAGAAUUUAAGGAGUUAGACCUUACCAACCUCUUAUUAUUUUCCAAAGACGGCAUAUAUAGUUCCCCGGAUAGUAUCACCUACAUGACGUCUCUGGGCCUUGGUUUCAUAUACAACCUCUCUACAUCAGAGGGCAGUCGAUCUGAGUUGAUUCGCUCAAACUCCCCUCUAUCCCGCGAGUUCCUGCCAGAAGCCCUGAGUCAUUCGCCGAUAUGGCCACAAGAGCAACAAGAUGAGGAUAUCUCAUUGGAAGAAGGAACUUUAGGUGAUGAUCCAUCACACGAGAAUCUUGGCUACAGCUUGUUCAGAAAGAAUCGAAAUGGGGGAAAGGUAUACCUACCUAUCGAUCCUAGAGGCUCUCACUCCUCAAUACUUAGACAACUUGGGUAUGUCUUCUGGGACUCUGGCAGGAUACAGUCAUUCAAAGUAUCUGAUAGGCUCAAGGCAGUGGAGAAGAUGACUUAUGAUGAGGUACACGAGCGAUUCAACAAACCGUGGCAAAAAGGGGCUGAGGCUAGGCUUCAGGGGGCAAUGCUCCCACGAGAUCAGUUUGAGAGGAUUGAAAGAGAAUUUGGAUACAUUGAAGACCCUGCAGAGUCGGAGUAGGUAGAACCAGCACCAUAUAAUAUACCAAUAGAUGCUGGGCAGUUCUUCAGCUCGUGCCCACCAAAAGCCUUUGAAAUAUCGUGAACUGAUCCUAGUCACGGACACAAUAAGUCCUAGAACUCUAAUAUAUCAUAAGAUGCUACACUGAGGCUCCUAAGCUCACUACAUCCACUG
Molecule: messenger RNA, 1599 nt
Organism: Fusarium redolens
Lineage: Eukaryota; Fungi; Ascomycota; Sordariomycetes; Hypocreales; Nectriaceae
Exons: 1
Coding region: 79-1425 (448 amino acids)
Source: RefSeq, a predicted model, not a curated record